Suillus discolor is the source of this 1227-nucleotide messenger RNA. Its product is annotated as PLP-dependent transferase. Lineage: Eukaryota; Fungi; Basidiomycota; Agaricomycetes; Boletales; Suillaceae. The record is from RefSeq and is a predicted model, not a curated record. The transcript is spliced from 5 exons. Bases 1 to 1227 code for a protein of 408 amino acids.
AUGGCUUCCCUCGACAUCGACGAAGUUCGCGCUUGCUUUCCGUCCCUGGAAUCAGGGUAUAUCUACGCCGAUAAUGCAGGAGGAUCACAGACCGCUCAAGGAGUGAUCGAUCGCAUUGUAGAUUAUCUGACCAACACCAACGUACAGUUGGGAGCUGACUAUUUUGUCAGCGUGCUGAGUACCAAGCGCGUGGACGAGGGCCCUUUUGCCAUUGCAGAGUUGUUCAAUGCUGCUUCCAUCGACGAGAUCGUGUUUGGACCGAGUUCGACGAUGAUGUUGGAGAACAUCGCUAGAGCGCUCGAAAAUGAUAUUCAACCCGGAGAUGAAUUUAUCAUUACCUAUGAACAUGAAGCAAACAACGGUCCUUGGAAGCGUCUGGCUGAGCGGCGCAAUGCCGUAGUCAAAUACUGGCAACCUACGCCAGUAUCUGCGGAAAACCCUUACUCAGUUGCAUACAAAGUCAAAGAACUGUUGCAACUGGUUUCUUCGCGGACCAGGCUGGCCGCCAUUACCGCAUGUUCCAAUAUCUUGGGAUCGUUGGUUCCUGUAGAAGAAGCGGUGAAGGCACUUCGCCAGCGUGCAAAAGAACAGGGCGCAAGAAAGGUUGAAGUGUGUGUAGAUUGUGUUGCACAUGCACCACAUAGAAAAAUGGACGUACGACAGUGGGAUGUUGAUUACUGCGUGUUUUCUUUGUACAAGGUGUACGGGGCUCAUAAUGCUGCUGUUUACGUGCGGCCGGCGGCUAUGCAGACAUCUCUUACGUCCCUCGCACAUAAUUUCCUGAAGGUGGACGACAAGCCAUAUAAGUUGCAACCAGGUGGUCCAGGCUACGAGCUAGUAUAUGGUGCAACGGCAAUCGUGCCAUAUCUCAAACCACGAGCAAAACCUUCUGGCCCCUUUACUCGGCUUUUUGACGGACUGCAAGACAAGUUGACAGAGGUGUACGCAUUGUGGGGAACAAGCGAGAUUAAUCUCUCAAGAGUUCCUACUGUCAGCUUUGUUGUCGUCGGACAGAACGCGAUCAAGAGCAAGGAUAUCGUAGGAGCGUUUGACAAAAAGGGAGGGAUCGGAAUUCGAUACGGCCACUUUUACGCGUAUUCUCUCAUUGACAAUCUACGGCCAAAACUAGACGUGAAUGAUGGAGUCGUCCGCAUCUCACUUGUCCACUAUAACACCGUCGAGGAAGUGGAGAAGAUCGUGGACGUUUUGAGGGAAGUUUUGGCUUGA